AUGCUGCCCUCAUCUUCUCUCAGCUGCCUGGUAGCUUUCCUGGCCGUGUUGCCGUCCACCUUGGCCAAGGACUGGGAGGGCGAGCCUUAUACAUGGCUUUAUCAAUACCCACUGCCCAUCCCACCGGUGAAGUCUCCAAAGAUGACCAUCACCAACCCCGUGACCAACAAGCAAAUUGAUUACUAUGAAGUCAAUAUCCAGCCGUUCCAGCGCCAAAUUUACCCUAACAAGGGUAAAACGAAUCUCGUAGGGUACGACGGUAUUGCACCGGGCCCAACCUUCCUUGUUGAAAAGGGACGAGAGACUGUGGUCCGCUUCAUCAAUAACGCGAAGUUGCCGAGCUCCGUACACUUGCAUGGUAGCCCUUCUAGAGCACCGUUUGAUGGCUGGGCUGAAGACACGACACAGCCAAACCAAUACAAGGACUAUUACUACCCAAACAGCCAGUCAGCGCGGACACUGUGGUACCAUGACCAUGCUAUGGAUGUCACAGCUGUCAACGCCUACUUUGGCCAAGCCGGCGCAUAUCUCAUCCACGACCCAGCCGAGGAUGGACUGGGGCUGCCAUCUGGCUACGGGACUUAUGACGUUCCCCUGAUUCUGUCCUCGAAGCAGUACAAUUCCGACGGUACACUUGUCAGCCCCGCCGGGGAGACGAACAGUCUCUUCGGCGACGUGGUACACGUAAACGGCCAGCCCUGGCCGUUCUUCAAGGUGGAACCGCGAAAGUACCGCCUCCGGUUCCUGAACGCGGCCGUCUCCCGCUCGUUCAAUCUCUACUUCGAGCGCCAGGCCGCGGCGGGGACGCGGAUCCCGUUCCAGGUCAUCGCGUCCGACUCCGGCCUGCUGUCGGGUCCCGCGCCCGCGGAUAAGCUUUCCAUCUCCAUGGCCGAGCGGUACGAGGUCGUAUUCGACUUCACCAACUACAAGGGCCAGAACAUCACGCUCCGCUCGGACGCCAGGGUCGGCGCCGACAUCCCCUACCUGAACACGGACAAGGUGAUGCAGUUCGUAGUGUCCAACGCGGCCGUGGCCGACGCGUCCACGGUCCCCACGAAGCUGCGCGACGUGCCUACCCUCCCCGUGAAGAGCACUGUGGCACAGCGCUUCAGGUUCGAGCGAUCCAACGGAGGGUGGCUCAUCAACGGCGUUGGGUUCUCCGAUGUCGCGAACCGGGUGCUCGCCAAGCCUCCCCAGGGAACCAUCGAGGUGUGGGAGCUGGAGAAUACCAGCGGGGGUUGGACACACCCGGUGCACGUGCACCUGGUGGACUUCAAGGUGCUGAAGCGCACCGGGGGCGCCAACCGCGGGGUGUUGAACUACGAGGCCAGCGGGCUCAAGGAUGUGGUCUGGCUGGACCGCGGCGAAACCGUCACGGUCGAGGCACAGUACGCGCCGUGGGACGGCUUGUACAUGUUUCACUGCCACAACCUCGUGCACGAGGACCACGAGAUGAUGGCCGCCCUCAACGUCACGGCGCUGUCGGACUUUGGAUACACCGAAACGCGCUUCAACGACCCGAUGGAGCAGAGGUGGCGGGCGAAGCCGGUGGUGGCUGCGGACUUUACACCUGACGCUAUCAACACCAAGGUCCAAACCAUGGCUGCUCUGAAACCGUACAGUGAUUUGGAUGCCAUGGAUCAAAAGCUCAAUCAAUACUGGGCCUCCCGUGGUGGUGCUAAGGUCAAGGCGAAACGAAUUUCAUAA
Molecule: messenger RNA, 1707 nt
Organism: Truncatella angustata
Lineage: Eukaryota; Fungi; Ascomycota; Sordariomycetes; Amphisphaeriales; Sporocadaceae
Product: Cupredoxin
Exons: 3
Coding region: 1-1707 (568 amino acids)
Molecular function (GO): oxidoreductase activity; copper ion binding
Source: RefSeq, a predicted model, not a curated record